GCAGGUCCUUAACGUUCUCAGCUGUUUUCAUUUUUCAUUGUUUUGUUAUUAAUUGGUCUCCAAUUUAUUUCUACUAAAAAUUAAGGAUUUUUUAUCGAAAUCAAUCAUGAGUGAAACUACCAAAUCUAUUCGCAUAGACUGGUUUGAUGGUACUUUAAUCGAAGAAUCCCGACCAAGCACUUCUCAGUUUGAUGAAGAAGAUAAAGAACAACAACCUUCACGCAAAUUACAAGAAUCUGAGAAGAAGCCAAUAGGCUUCAAGAGGUUGCUGGACCUUUCGUUAUUGAAUCCCCCAAUUUUGAAUUUGGAACUAUCGAACAGACCUGGAUUUUGGUUACUACUUAAUACAGAACUCAAAGGUGAUUUUAUCAUUCUCCUUGUAAAAAUAAUGGGAUAUUUAUACAAGUCAAUAGAUUCAAAUGAAAAAUCGAAAAUAGGUUUUUUAUUGAGAACUAAGUUUGAAAAAUCUGACUUCCUAAUAAAACUUAAGAAUUAUUUAUGUGGACUACCCAAGGUUAAAAUUGUUGAAAAAAGAAUGAAUAUGCAACUAUGGGAUGAUGUGGAAUCAAAUUAUUUCAAUGUUCUGAAUUUCUGUGAGUCAAUUUUUUGCUAUGGAGGUCAUACUAAGGAGUUUUUAAGGAAUUUGUAUGAUAUUGUGGAGAUGGCAGAAAUCAGUGCAAUUGGUGUUCAAGAAGAGCACAUGGAAGCCAUAAGUGAAAUAUUUUAUGAAAAAAUGCACAAGCUAAGAUCAGAGAUAUUAAAAAGUAUUAAUAAUAAUUUUGAAGAAGAAACUUUCACUGAGAAUUCUUUUAGCAAAGAUCCUAAUAGCUUCAGAAAUCUGAACAUAUUUCCAAAUAAAGAUGAUCUUCUCGGACGGAAUAAUGUUACAAUUGUACCUAGUAUUGUUAAUGGAGCAUAUACUAGUGUUGAGCAUUAUUUAGACUUGCAAUUUAAAUUGCUGAGAGAGGACUACUUUGGGCCAUUGCGUGAAGGAAUAUGUAAAUACUUAGAAACCCCCUCGAAAAGGCGGCAUGAGAAUAUAAGAGUAUACACUAAGGUCCGUGUUAUCCGGACGUAUGUCAGCAAUAACAAAGUUGGACACCUAGUUGACAUAGCAUGGGCCGAACGUAUCAGCGAUAGCUCAGUAGAUUGUAGAAAGUACGCCUACAACAAACGACUCAUGUUCGGUUCCUUACUACUUUUUACAAGUGAUAAUUUUCAAAAUAUACUAUGCGCGGCCGUUUUGGACUCGAAUUUAGAUUUGCUUAGGUCUGGUUAUAUCGCUGUGACAUUUCAAAACCCUGUAUCAAGUAAUGUGUUUUCCGAACCCUAUUUAAUGGUAGAGAGCGAAGUUUUCUUUGAACCUUAUCACAGAGUAUUAAAAGUAUUACAAAAUUCAAGAUCUGAUGAUUUGCCCAUGAAAAAAUAUAUUGUUGAUGUUCAGAAAGAAACUCAGCCACCUACAUAUCUAACACAACAAACAAUAUACAGCAUACAAAACGAGUUGAAUAAAAAUGAUGAACUGAAUUUCCCAGUUCUAGACGUAAACCAAUGGCCUAAUUCCCAAUCUUUUGGGUUAGACCAAUCCCAAUUCGAUGCCUAUAAUUUGGCCUUAACAAGAGAAUUCGCUGUAAUUCAAGGUCCGCCAGGAACUGGCAAAACGUAUCUUGGUGUCAAAAUCGCGUCCACUCUUUUAAGAAAUGUGUCCUUGGAAGGCACACCGAUGCUGAUCAUUUGCUACACGAAUCACGCCCUUGACCAAUUCCUUGAAGGCAUUUUAAAUGUUACCAAUAGCAUUGUGAGAUUAGGCAGUCAAAGCAAAAGUAAAAUCCUAGAACCCUAUAAUUUGAAUGCGCUACGUAUGAAAAUGAAAACUAAAUAUUCUUACUUAUAUGCUAAUAAACGUUCAGAACUGGAAAGGAUUUUCAAACUAAUGACAGAUGUACAAACAGAGGUAGAAAAAUGCGAGAAGGAGAUUGUUAGCUACAAAACUAUUAAAGAUUACCUUAAAAUUGGAAAAGAUAAUUGUGAGCUCAAAAUUUUUGAUGAGGAUUGUAUUUUGAGCUGGCUUUUUGGACAUUUAGACGAGAAAUCGAAGGACUUAGUGAAAGACUGCGACCAAAAUAACGAUUUAGAUGAUUGGGAGAAACAAUGCGAAGAACUUAAUGUGACAGAUACAAUAAAAACUUGUUUCUCAGAGCAAUGGGCGCUAAAAGAAAUAGAUUCAAUGCAAAGUAGUAUAAAGUAUUUGAACGAUAUAACGGACGAUCAUUUUGAAGGACAAAAAAUGACUGACAAGUUCCAAAACCAAAUUGACAGGAUUAGAAAGAGGUUGGAGUGUUUUAAGUAUUACAUGGCCAAAUCUCAUGUAACAAACAGAGAAAAUGGGAAACCUCAAGCAAAAAAUCCUUAUAGCUUGACAACAACCGAAAGGUGGAAUAUAUACUUUAACGCGAUUGAAGCUAUCAAAUGCGAUCUCAUGACAAAAAUGAAUUCAUUACUGGUGCAACACAAUACAUGCAAUGAGGAACUGAACGAAGUGUCGACACUGAUCGACAGUGAGGUUGUGAAGUCCGUGCGAGUGGUCGCGGUGACCACCACCCUCGCGGCGAGGCGGCACCAGCUCAUGAGGAAACUGGAGUGUCCUAUUGUUAUUGUUGAGGAAGCUGCCGAAGUUCUAGAAGCUCACAUAGUGGCUUCACUGACGCCCAAAUGUCAACAUCUCAUAUUAAUCGGCGACCACAAACAACUAAGGCCUUCAGCCGCGCAUUACGAGUUAGCUAAAAACUACAACCUAGACAUAUCCCUCUUCGAGAGAAUGAUAAGGAACGGCAUUCACGCUAGAACGCUGACCAUACAGCGGCGCAUGCGCACAAACUUCGUGGAGCUUCUGGUUCCGGUGAUAUACGACAGAUUGGAUAGUCACCCGAGCGUAUUGUCCUAUCCUCGAAUUAGGGGAAUGAGGGACACCCUAUUCUUUUAUACGCAUGAUGUAAUGGAAGAUUCUGAGGGUUUAGAAGACAGUUGGAGUCAUAAGAACACUCUAGAAGCCAAGUGGUGUGUUACGCUCGCCAAUUAUUUACGUAAAAUGGAAUAUGGCUCGAAGGAAAUAACCAUUCUGACCACUUAUAAUGGACAAGCGACACUUAUUAAAGAGAUAAGCAAAAACUACCCUUUGCUACAAGAUGUAAAAAUCACGGUAGUAGACAACUAUCAGGGCGAAGAGAGUAGGAUAGUGAUAUUGUCUUUGGUCAGGAGCAACAGAGACGGCAAGAUCGGCUUCCUCACUGCCCCCAAUAGAAUUUGCGUAGCGUUUUCUCGGGCUAAAGAAGGAUUCUACAUGUUCGGAAAUAUGGACGUCUUCCGAUCGGCCAGUUCGAUAUGGAGGUUCAUACACGACAAGCUGGCAGCGCAAAAUGCAAUAGGCAGAGAAGUUGUGUUGCAGUGCCCUAAACAUAUAGGCAAUAAGUUGAAUAUUAAACAUUUUGAAGAAUUGGACAAAAGUUUAGAAGGAUGCUGUUUGAGAAAUUGCAAUAAAACUUAGAAC
Pararge aegeria (speckled wood butterfly) is the source of this 3547-nucleotide messenger RNA. Its product is annotated as NFX1-type zinc finger-containing protein 1-like. The record is from RefSeq and is a predicted model, not a curated record. The transcript has 14 exons. Lineage: Eukaryota; Metazoa; Arthropoda; Insecta; Lepidoptera; Nymphalidae. Gene Ontology annotation, cellular component: nuclear RNA-directed RNA polymerase complex. Gene Ontology annotation, molecular function: helicase activity. Gene Ontology annotation, biological process: regulatory ncRNA-mediated heterochromatin formation. Bases 107 to 3544 code for a protein of 1145 amino acids.